AUGACAGAAACUUUUUUUGUGACAAGCUCUUCGAAUCAAUUGAGUAUCCAAAACGAGAAUGCUCACCCACAAGACAUCUUGGGUUUGUUUUUCUCCAGUAAAUAUCAAAUAAUCAUCUUGGCGGGAUUAUAUUUGUUUAUGAUACGAUACACUCAUUUGCAAAUCACGAGAGACUCAACUGAAUAUCUCGUUUAUAAUAUUCUACAACUGAAUGUGCUGCACGCAGGCCGCCCCAUGUUUCAUUUGGCACGAUAUUCGAGAUAUCGCAGUAUAUUUUCUUGGAGGAAGCUACUCACAAGGUUGCUGAAAACUCUUCGACGGCCCACCACCAUCACCCUUGAUUUGCAAAUGAGUAUAUUUCUUGAAAACAGUCGAAUUUUGGGUUCAGGUAGUUUAACGUUUCCCACGGAGGCUAUCCAGGCUAUCAAGGGUGAUCGAGGACUUAGCACUCCUAGAAAGCGCGAUUAUUCCACAGUCAUCAUCAUCAUCAUUGACAGCAUGACAUCAGUGUUCAACACCGAUGCUUCGCUGCCGUACAACCAUGAUUUAUUUGGAAGCCCUAUUAUAAAGAAGGAGUAG
Opisthorchis viverrini is the source of this 579-nucleotide messenger RNA. RefSeq lists its product as hypothetical. The coding region runs from base 1 to 579 and encodes 192 amino acids. The transcript has 3 exons. The record is from RefSeq and is a predicted model, not a curated record. NCBI's taxonomy places the organism in Eukaryota, Metazoa, Platyhelminthes, Trematoda, Opisthorchiida, Opisthorchiidae.